Messenger RNA from Cotesia congregata, 1638 nucleotides. Lineage: Eukaryota; Metazoa; Arthropoda; Insecta; Hymenoptera; Braconidae. The record is from the annotation of a GenBank genome assembly.
AUGGUUUCCUUGCCGAGCACCGAAUCAGUUACCAUGGAAAGAAUGGAUCGGCUAACCGACGACGAUGACGAUGAGCCCAGCAGUGGAUCUGAGACCUAUGAGGAGGGUGAUCUUUUAUCACACGCUCUGGGUGACGAUGUUACGGCCCAGCUUGCCGCUGCAGGUUCGAAAAACGCUAAUGGACCUAUUGGUGUUGCCGCUGCAGCAGCGAUCGUAUCUGCUAAAAAACGAAAACGACCACACAGUUUUGAAACAAAUCCCAGCAUAAGAAAACGCCAACAAAAUCGACUUUUAAGAAAACUCAGACAAACCAUAGAUGAAUUUGCGACACGAGUUGGUCAGCAAGCAAUAGUAUUAGUAGCCACACCUGGAAAACCAAAUAGUAGUUACAAAGUAUUUGGAGCAAAGCCUCUUGAAGAUGUAGUUAAAAAUUUAAGAUCAAUGAUAAUGGAAGAAUUGGAGAGUGCAUUAGCACAACAAGCACCACCACCUGUUCAAGAUGAUCCAUCAUUAUACGAAUUACCGCCAUUAAUAAUCGAUGGAAUACCGACACCAGUUGAAAAAAUGACACAAGCACAGCUCAGGGCAUUUAUACCGUUGAUGUUAAAGUAUUCUACAGGUAGGGGUAAGCCAGGUUGGGGCAGAGAAAGCACACGACCUCCGUGGUGGCCCAAAGAGUUGCCAUGGGCAAAUGUGCGUAUGGACGCAAGGUCUGAAGACGAAAAACAAAAGAUUUCUUGGACGCAUGCGCUGAGACAAAUAGUCAUAAAUUGUUACAAAUUUCACGGAAGAGAGGAUCUGUUACCAGCGUUCAAUGAUGAUGAUGAUAAAUCAAAUAUUUUGGUUCAACAAACGACACCUCAUUCGUCGCAUGCAUCAUCAAGCCAAGGACAAAAUGAACAACAGCAGCAGCAACAAACGGUGGGAGUUGUUCGACUUAGCAGCACGGGUUCAUCUAAGGGAAACUCUUCACCACAACAGAUUCUUUCCGCGUCACCUACAUCUCUUGCCACUGCCACUCAGCAGAUGACCACACAGUAUCCAACAACUGUUUUACAAACGAUAACAAAUCAAGAUGGAACAAUAUCAAUAGUUCAAGUAGAUCCAAGUAAUCCAACCAUACAAUUACCUGAUGGUACAAUUGCACAAGUUCAGGGUGUUGCUACUAUUCACACAAGUCAGGGCGAUGUUCAAACACUAACUGAAGUAGGAGGUGCUGAAGGCAGUGUUUCCGUCGAUAUAAACAGUGUGACUGAAGCAACAUUGGGACAAGACGGUCAAAUAAUUCUCACAGGAGAAGAUGGACAUGGCUAUCCUGUAUCAGUGUCCGGCGUGAUUACCGUACCAGUAUCAGCAAGUAUGUACCAAACGAUGGUGGCUAAUAUCCAAAGCGACGGUACAGUUCAAAUGGUGACACCAAUGGUACAAGUUCCAAAAGUUGAACCAGGAAACGGAGAAACAAUUGAAGCUGUUACUAUUCAGGGUCAUCCGAUGACAAUGAUUAAUGCUAAUGGUGAACAUCAGGUAUUACAAGUGAUAUCACUUAAAGAUGCUAAUGCAUUAACUAAAGCAAUGCAAGGUGAAGUUAUUAAAGAUGAAGAUAGCCAGCAACACCAAACAGUAUCAAGUCCUGAAUGA